AUGAGUUUGAGAGUGGCGGAGGACGAUUCACGGAUCCAAAUACAUCUUCCUGCUGACAAUAUCCAUUGGGAGAUGCUGGAUAAAUCCAAGUUUUUCUUCCUUGGUGCCGGCUUGUUUUCCGGUGUUUCAGCCAUGCUAUAUCCAGUAGUUGUCUUGAAAACACGGCAACAAGUUCUUUUGAAGGACACACCUUGCUUCAAGAUGGCUUCUUCGAUUCUACGACAUGAGGGUUUUAGAGGUUUAUACAGAGGGUUUGGGACUUCAUUAAUGGGUACUAUUCCGGCUAGAGCUCUUUACAUGGGUGCUUUAGAAAUGACCAAGAGUAAUCUUAGUUGUACCGCUGUCAAACUGGGACUUUCGGAAGUGAAAGCAGCUGCUAUUGCGAACACUGCAGCUGGGUUAAGUGCAGCCAUGGUUGCACAGUUGGUUUGGACCCCAGUUGAUGUCGUGAGUCAGAGAUUAAUGAUUCAAGGUGGAAAGGGAGCAAACAUGAGGUCUUUAUCUUUAAGUUCAGUUAUGUACAAUGGAGGCUUCGAUGCCUUUUCAAAAAUUAUUCAAAAAGAUGGUGUUAGGGGAUUGUACAAGGGAUUCGGUAUUUCAGUCUUGACAUAUGCUCCUUCAAACGCAGUGUGGUGGGGUUCUUACUCCAUGACACAUCGAUGGAUUUGGGGUGGCGUUCUUUCUCAUACUGGCGUUGGAGGUGGGUUGAAGUCGGAUUCAGCUGCCGUGGUGGCGGUGCAGGGGCUGAGCGCCACUAUAGCAAGUGGGUUUUCGGCACUGGUAACAAUGCCACUGGAUACGAUCAAGACAAGAGUGCAGGUUUUAGAUGGUGAAGGUGGUAACAGGAGGGCGUUUGUGACGCAGAGUGUGAGGGAUUUGGUGAAGGAAGGUGGAUUGAGUGGUUGUUACCGAGGGUUGGGGCCAAGAUGGGUUUCGAUGUCGAUUUCUGCGACUACAAUGAUCACAACCUAUGAGUCCCUCAAGAGGAUGUGUACUAAUUAA
This is a messenger RNA of Lactuca saligna, 1002 nucleotides long. The record is from the annotation of a GenBank genome assembly. NCBI's taxonomy places the organism in Eukaryota, Viridiplantae, Streptophyta, Magnoliopsida, Asterales, Asteraceae.